GCGGAAUGAAAAAGAUGACGGACCACAUUUCCUCUAACAACAAACCUGUUAGCUUUCUUGAAGUGCAUUCUUUGUGUUCAUCUUUUCCAGCAAUGUGAACAUUAUUAGGUUGCAUUUGUUUGAUAGCAAGGUACCCAAUUAGUCGUUGCAAUAACUUAAUAAUCCUAUCAAACAGACAUUAUAUUGGCAGUUGUCUCUCUCGCGGAAGAAUAGGCCAUAAUAAUCGGCAGAUAUAAAAUUUGUCGUGAGCUAACAGGCUAACGGCCGAUUUAUCGUAGCUGAUGGGACCUGCGAAUUGAAACAUGUAUCAUGUCUUUCAUUUUUAUUUUUGGGCCAAACUGUAAUAACCUAUACGAUAUACGCGUAUUUUAAAAUAACUUGCCUAUAAAUGUUAUUUUUUAAUUUUUUUCUGGCUGGAUCAUUAGGACAUAGGUCGUCUGCUGCUAACCUGUUUUUUCCCCUAGUGGUAGAGAUAACUUCAUAUUUUCAAAUAUGAAGAUGUUCUCAGUGGCACACAAGACUGUCUUUGUAGUGGACCAUUGUCCCUACAUGGCAGAGUCCAGUCGGCAGCAGGUAGAGUGUGAUGUUCUCACAAAAAGCCGAGCUCAGGGGGUCAUUCCUCUGGCUCCUGUCUCCAAAUCAUUAUGGACUUGCGCAGUGGAGUGCUCCAUGGAAUACUGCCGGAUCCUCUACGACGUUUACCCGAAAGACAAACUGGUCAACUAUAUAGUGAGUGAUUCAGAGUUCCACAUCUUGAAUAGUUGGAGACGAGGAGAUCAGAGCACUCAUGAGCUAAUGUCAGCUUUGGCAGCUGUUGGGCCACCAAAUCCCUGUGAGGACCCAGAAUGUUGCAGCAUUUUGCACGGGCUGGUCGCUGCAGUGGAGUCUUUAUGCAAAAUCACAGAGCUGCAGCAUGAGAAGCGCACAGCUUUGAUGGACACAGCAGAGAGGGUCGCUAAUCGAGGCCGGAUCAUCUGUCUGACUAACGCAAAAAGUGACACACAUGUCCGUAUGUUGGAAGACUGCAUACAGGAGACUAUUUUAGAUCAAAACAAGCUGGCUGCUGGAUCAGACAGGCUGAUGGGCAUCCAGCAGUGUGAGUUAGUUCUUGUCCACAUCUACCCCCAGGGUGAGGACACUCUGGUUUCUGAUCGGCCAAAGAAAGAAAUCUCCCCUCUGCUCACCAGCGAGGUCCACAGCGUUCGGGCCGGGCGGCACCUUGCCUCCAAACUUAACAUUUUGGUCCAGCAGCACUUCGACUUGGCUUCCACCACCAUCACAAACAUCCCCAUGAAGGAGGAGCAGCACGCCAACACAUCCGCCAAUUACGACGUCGAGCUGCUGCACCACAGGGACGCUCACCUGGAGUUCUUUAAAAGCGGUGACUUGCACAUGGCAGGAACAAGUACUCGAGAGAACAGCUUUAAGGAGACCGUGACACUGAAGUGGUGCACCCCCAGAACCAACAACAUAGAACUCCAUUACUGCACAGGAGCUUAUCGCAUUUCGCCUACAGACGUAAACAGUCGGCCUUCAUCGUGCUUAACAAACUUUCUUCUGAAUGGUAGAUCGGUGCUGCUGGAGCAGCCCAGGAAGUCAGGGUCAAAGGUCAUCAGUCACAUGCUCAGCAGCCAUGGAGGCGAGAUCUUCCUCCACGUGCUCAACAGCAACCGCUCCACCUUAGAGGACCCGCCGUCCAUCAGCGAGGGCUGUGGGGGCAGAGUGACCGAUUACAGAAUCACUGAUUUUGGUGAAUUUAUGAGGGAGAAUCGUCUGACUCCUGUCGCAGAAUCUUCCCAUGAUCCCUCGGGAAAAGUACCUGUGGAGAGGGCGAAAGCGCAGCUGGAACGUUACACCAGAUACUGGCCCAUGAUCAUCUCCCAGACCACCAUCUUCAACAUGCAGGCUGUGGUUCCUCUGGCUAAUCUGAUAGUGAAGGAGACUCUCACUGAGGAGGACGUCCUCACCUGCCAGAAAACUGUCUACAACCUGGUGGACAUGGAGAGGAAGAAUGAUCCACUCCCCAUUUCUACAGUGGGAUCCAGGGGCAAAGGCCCCAAGAGGGACGAACAGUACCGCAUCAUGUGGAACGAGCUGGAAACGCUGGUGAAAACUCACGCCGGAGCCACAGACAGACACCAGCGGGUCCUGGACUGCAUCAUCGCCUGCCGCAGCAAACCCCCCGAGGAAGAAGAGAGGAAGAAAAGAGGGAGGAAGAGGGAGGAUAGGGAGGACCGGGCCGAGAAAAACGGCAGCAAAGAGAUGGAAGAUAAAAGUUGGCAGGACUCUGAGAGACUAAAGGGCUUGUUGGAGAAGGGAGAGCAGGAUGCAGAGGUGAUCAAGGAUUCCCCAGACUCACCUGAGCCGUUAAACAAGAAGCCCCGCCUUAUGGUAGAUGAAGUUCAACCCCCAGAAAGGGCAAAAGGUCCUGUGUCGCUCCUCUCCCUGUGGACCAAUCGCAUCACAGCAGCCAACUCCAGGAAGCACCAAGAGUUUGUGGGAAGAGUCAGCUCCGUAAACAAUAAGUUUGAGUUGUACCAGCACCUCAAAGAGGAAAACGGGAUGGAUGUGCAUGAAAACGGAAAAGCCUCCAGAUGAUGUUUCCACCGAUCAUCUGCUUUCGCUCUCCUGAAGAUUAGAACAUGAGACAUCUUAGACAUAAAUAAAUGAACUGUAAACUCUGAACAAAGGAUUUUCUAAUUUUAUAAUUCAAGAUUUUGUAGCUGAACUGUUCAGAUAUUAAAGAAAACAUUGAAAGUUGCCUGUAGAGAACACAGCUGUUGGCUUUUUGCAUAAGUCCUUAACAAUGUAAAUAAAUGGACUUACAGUAAAACCUAUGUUGAAGCUGUUUGAUUUGAUCAAAAAGGUAUAAUGAAGUAUAAGGGCCACCAUAAGUGAAAAUAAAUGUAAUAAAUUCAUAAAAUAUUGAGAAUAAGUUCAAAAUUUUAUGAGAAUAAAGUUGUAAAGAUAUGAGAAGGAAGUUAAACUUCUACGAGAAAUGAUUGUAAAAUUAUGCAAAAGUAAAAUUUUACAAUAAUAGUCAAAAUUAUGAGUAAGUGGUAAUUUUACAAGGAAAAUUUGUGCAUUUUUGCAAAUGAAAUCUCACAUUUAGCUUUUAAAAUGUUUUGAUAAAUAAAAUAAAGCAUAAUUUAAUUAAUGUUGCAGAACACUGCACUGCUCAAGAAUCUGGUUUACCUUUUUUCUAAGACUUACUCAUGAUUUUACAAUGUUUUUCUCAUAGAUUUACGACUUUGUAUAUAUAUAUUUCUUUUAUGGUGGCCCUAAUACUCCAUUCAAGAAGGUAAUUUCUUCCUUUUUCUAUUUUAUUUUUUUUCUCUGAUUUAGGAAAACAAUGUAAUGUAUUGAGAAAUAAUGAAUAACUUUGACAGAAGUUCACAAAUAGUCUCCACUAAAAAGCUGCCAGAAAAUAACGAUUUUUAUUACUUUUUUUCAUUAUGAUUAUAAAAACAAAGCUUAUCCUGUAAAACAGAUUUUAUUAGAGAUGUAGUGACAGAUCCUCAGCAGUAGAGAGAGCAGUAGACCGUUCUUAAAAUUUUUUUUAAAUAAAAAGUUUUAUCUUUAAAA
Molecule: messenger RNA, 3585 nt
Organism: Oryzias latipes (Japanese medaka)
Lineage: Eukaryota; Metazoa; Chordata; Actinopteri; Beloniformes; Adrianichthyidae
Gene: ints13
Product: integrator complex subunit 13
Biological process (GO): centrosome localization; regulation of mitotic cell cycle
Cellular component (GO): integrator complex
Source: RefSeq, a predicted model, not a curated record